Messenger RNA from Dunckerocampus dactyliophorus (ringed pipefish), 648 nucleotides. Its product is annotated as histone H1-like. The record is from RefSeq and is a predicted model, not a curated record. Gene Ontology annotation, biological process: nucleosome assembly. Gene Ontology annotation, molecular function: structural constituent of chromatin; DNA binding. Gene Ontology annotation, cellular component: nucleosome. NCBI's taxonomy places the organism in Eukaryota, Metazoa, Chordata, Actinopteri, Syngnathiformes, Syngnathidae.
ACGACAAAAAAGCAAAGAUCAUGGAAGAAGUAGCUCCAGCUCCAGCCACCACCCCGACUAAAGCGGCCAAGAAGAAGAGCAACAAGCCCAGGAAGCCCGGAGCCAGCGUCAGCGAGCUGAAUGUCAAGGCUGUGGCCGCGUCCAAAGAGCGUAAAGGCGUCUCUCUGGCCGCCCUCAAGAACUCUCUGGCUGCCUGCGGCAACGAUGUGGACAAGAACAAGGGCCGCGUCAAGCUCGCCGUCAAGAGCCUGGUCACUAAGGGGACUUUGGUCCAGACCAAGGGCACCGGCGCCUCCGGGUCUUUCAAGAUGAACACGAAGAGCGAAGCCAAGCCCAAAGCCGCCGCUAAGGUUAAGAGGGUCAAGAAGCCAGCAGCGAAGACGCCUGUAGUGAUGAAGGCAUCAGCACCCAAGAAAGCUGCAGCCAAGAAGCCCGCCGCCAAGAAAUCCCCCAAGAAGCCCGCUAAGAAGGCGACAACUCCCAAGAAGGCAGCAAAGAAACCCAUCAAGAGCUCCAAGAAGGCGGCCAAGAAAGUACCCAAGUCCCUAGCUAAGAAGGCACCCAAGAAGAAGUGAUUCUGUUCAACAUUUCCUUUCAAAAAGACUCUUUUAAGAGCCACCACAUCACCUUCAAAGAGCAACAUUUCUC